AUGAUUCGACAAGACUUCCAGCGAAUCGACCCCAAGCGCAGGGCAACUAUCGACCCCAAAAAAAGACAGUUCGCUACUCCCACCUACAAGCAGCAAGACUACCCAUUUCGUCUGAAUCUGUACGACACGCCGCCGACGGCUGAGAUCACCCUCGAACAGUUUGAGCAAUGGGCCAUUGACCGAUUGAAAGUUCUCGCCGAAAUCGAAGCAUGCUCCUAUCGCAACAAGUCCCCUGCCGAGACCGAGGCGCACAUCAAUCCUCUUCUCCAAAGACUCCUUCCUCUCUCUUCAAAUACGUCAUCUCCGCAUGGCGCGGCAGAUCAGCGCUUGAAAAAUGAACGCCAAAAGGAUCACUACUCCCACUUCAUCCUCCGCCUGGCUUUCUCCGCGACGGAGGACCUGCGACGACGAUUCGCACGUGCUGAAACAAUGUUGUUCCGCUUCCGCUUCCAAAAAGACGACUCGAGGGAGCGACGUGCUUUUGUUGAGAGCCUCAGUCUCGAUUGGGAACCUGUCAGUGAUGAGGAACGUCACGAGGUGUCAGAGAGCCUGGGUAACUCAACACCCGGACUACGUAAUGUCAACGAGGAGAUAUGGUACAAAGUGGACUGGGAAAAGGUCCCCGAGCUUGUUGAGCGUCGGACGGUACAUCUGAAGAAAGGCAAGGCAUACGUUCCUGGUAGAGAACAGCUGAGCAUGAUCAUGGCCGAAUUCACGGCUCGCCUGGAGCGUUCACUUGAGCUCACCAGUCGCGCUCUCCCCCGUUUGGAUGAGGAUGAUCGUCUGACCCCCAUCUUGAAUCAUCUCUCCAAGAACUUCGGCAGUGCCGAGUCAGUGUACUCUGAAGGCGAAGGGCAUGUGGAUGGAGCGGCAAUCACUGCAAGCUCCAUUGACUCGCUGUCCCAGCACUUCCCUCUGUGUAUGCGCAGCUUGCACAUGAACCUGCGCAAGAACAACCACCUGAAGCACUUCGGGCGACUCCAGUACACCCUUUUCUUGAAGGGAAUUGGUCUUUCUCUCGAGGAGUGUAUCAUAUUCUGGCGCCAGUCGUUCAAGGGCAAGACAGAUGACGAGUUCAACUCCCAAUACAAAUAUAACACCCGUCACGCCUAUGGUGAUGUCGGUGGCGAUGUUAAUCGCCGUGGUCGAGGAUAUCCUCCCUACUCAUGCCAAAAGAUUUUGAGUGACAACAACGUCGGUAUCGGGCAAACACACGGUUGUCCAUACCGCCAUUACUCGGUCGACAACCUUGUUGGGCUACUCCAGUCUACUGGUGUUCACGAUAAGGAGAUUUUGCGUGGAGUUCGCGAGGAUGUAGGCAAGCAGCGGUACCACAUUGCCUGCAACCGAGUUUUCGAGUGGUCACACAAGGGCGAGAUCAAAAAGGUCAAGGAGGAUGGCACAUGGACGCAAGCCGACCUGGACACCAUUGUGCAUCCUAACACCUAUUUCAAGCGUAGCUACUUGCUGAAGCAGCUGGCAAAGGCUCCGGGCCGAGACGCUUGA
Molecule: messenger RNA, 1506 nt
Organism: Penicillium argentinense
Lineage: Eukaryota; Fungi; Ascomycota; Eurotiomycetes; Eurotiales; Aspergillaceae
Product: DNA primase subunit PRI2
Exons: 3
Coding region: 1-1506 (501 amino acids)
Biological process (GO): DNA replication, synthesis of primer
Cellular component (GO): alpha DNA polymerase:primase complex
Source: RefSeq, a predicted model, not a curated record